CCAGAGUGAGAGAGAGAGAGAGGGGAGAGCAGCAGAGGGAGGGAAAGAAAGAAGAGAGAGUGAGUCCAGCCCACUCCGGUAAAACCAUUCAACUGGUGAACGCAUUCAACACAGAGAGAGAGAGAGAGAGAGCGAGAGAGGACGAGAGGUAAAAAGAAAGAGAGAGAGGAACUCCCUUCGUCUGGGAUAACUUAACUCUCUCACUCACUCACACACACUCUGAACACACACUCUGCAGCGACUUCACCCCGGGAACGAGGAUCCUCCGGCGCUCCAGAGUUUUUCCUUCUUCAUCCAUUCAUCACAUCUGAGAGUUUCUUCUUCUUCUUCUUCUUCUUCUCGUCUUGUUGUUUUUUUUCUUUUUCUUUCUUUCUUGUGACGCCUCCACAUUUUCCAGCCAUCUGUCCCUGACAAAAAAGAUAAGGAUUACUCAUUUUCUCUCUCGGCGUUGUUGUGUUUUUGUUUUUUUUUUCUUUUUUGUCCUCCUCUCUCUCUUGUUUCUUUACAGCUUUUUUUCCCCCUCCGUUUUUUUCGCAGGUGGACUGUGAGCUGAGCUGAACUUUGCAGCUUCCAAACUUCUGAGGAGACAAAGACAUUAAGAGAGAGAGAAAGAGAGAGAGAGAGAGAGAGAGAGAGAGAGAAGGGCUGUGGAAGGAAGGAACACGAGGAAGACUUUUCUUUCUUCAUCCAGGACUGAAUUUUUCCUCAAACACUUUUAACUCUUCGUCUCCUUUUGGCUCCGUCUGUGCAUCUGCAUCCGACAGCAUCACCAAAUCCAAGCCCUGGCGGCCAAUCAGAUGACUCCUGCCAUCAUGUCCGUCUUGCCUCUGCUCAGCUGGACCGUCCUGCUCCUGGUCCAGAUCUGCGGCUCGUCCUCGGACCCGGCGUCUGACCUCCAGCCGCUGUCCCUGACCGUCCAUCCCCACCACCAGCCACUGCCGGACGCCGCCUCCAGCAGCUCCCACUGCCCCUCCUGCGCCUUGGCCAGGAUGAGGAGGAACGAAGGGGGCCCGGCGGCGGACGACAUGGACGACCAAGAAGAAGUGGCGGCGGCGGCUCAGCAGGACGUGGUGGAGGCGGUGAAGAGGCACAUCCUCAACAUGCUGCACCUCCAAGCCCGGCCCAACAUCACCCGGCCCGUGCCGCGUGCCGCACUCCUCAACGCCCUGCGCAAGCUCCACGUGGGGCGAGUGGCGGAGGACGGAAGUGUGCAGAUCGAGGGGGAGGAGGAGCCGCCGGCGCGAGGAGGGCGGGGAGGCCGGGGAGGAGGGGGAGGAGCGGCGGCGGCCCAGGCGGCAGCUCGGGCUGGAGACGGCGGCGACGCGCAGGAGACAACAGAGAUCAUCACCUUCGCUGAGGCUGGUGAGUCUCAGGGCACGGUGAACUUCGUCCUCUCUAAAGAAGGCGGCGACCUCUCUCUGGUGGAGCAGGCGAACGUCUGGCUCUUCCUCCGCUUGGCGAAGACCAACCGCAGCCGAGCCAAAGUCACCAUCCGCCUCUUCCAGCAGCGCCGGCUUCCCAACGGGCGUCUGUCUCUACCGCAGGACGACCUCCUCCUGGCGGAGAAAACCGUGGACACCCGUCGCAGUGGGUGGCACACCUUCCCAGUGUCGGCAGCGGUGCAAGCGCUGCUGGAGAGCGCCGAGAGCAUGACACUGAGCCUCAGGGCAUCCUGCCCGCUCUGCGCCGACGCCGGCGCCACGCUCGUUCUGGUCUCCGGCAACUCGGAGACAUCGCAGCGUGCCAGCCAGCGUGAACAGUCCCACCGGCCCUUCCUUAUGGCCGUGGUCCGGCAGGAGGACGGCGGGGACUCGCGGCGCCGCAGGAAGCGUGGGCUGGAGUGCGACGGAAAGGUCCGCGUCUGCUGCAAACGGCAGUUCUACGUCAACUUCAAAGACAUCGGCUGGAACGACUGGAUAAUCGCGCCGCCCGGUUACCACGCCAACUACUGCGAGGGCGAGUGUCCAUCCCACGUGGCGAGCAUCACCGGGUCCACGUUGUCCUUCCACUCCACCGUCAUCAGCCACUACCGCAUGCGGGGCUACAGUCCGUUCCAGAACCUGCGGUCGUGCUGCGUGCCCACCCGGCUACGAGCCAUGUCCAUGCUCUACUACAACGAGGAGCAGAAGAUCAUCAAGAAGGACAUCCAGAACAUGAUCGUGGAGGAGUGCGGCUGCUCGUAAACCCAGAACCGGACCGGACCUGGACAAAAUGGACUGGAGGGGAGUGGAGAGGAGGAGGACAUCUGAACCCCAGAGAGAGGGAGGAGGUGACUUUAUGAUCGUCGUCACUCGAGGUCGCUCUCUGGGAGUAAACUCCUCUCCGUCCUCGUCCAGCAGAACUCAGAAAGAGUCUCAACGGCACUUUCAGACAAAACAAGAAAAGAAAAAAAAAGCUAGAAAAAAAAAAGAAUAUCUAAUAUAUUUUUGUUACCAGAGGAGGGAGUGAGGCUUAUUUAUGUGGCUGAGACGUUCAAGCACCACUCGACCCGUCAGACAUCGGAGAGACGAGGUGCCUGAAAAACUACUAACAAAAAAAAAUCUCAAAACUAUGCAACUUGUUUCACGUAUUACGAUCUUAUUUUACUUUGUUUACUUUUUUCAAAACGUACGAGGAAGAGAGAAGAAGACUUUUGUAUUAUUUUUUUUGGAAGUUUGUAGUGUGUGUGUGUGUGUGUGUGUGUGUGUGUGUGUGUUGAGAGAUACUUGAAAGAAACAAGUUGGCCCGGCUGCUGGAACCAAACACUUCUUUAUGUUACCAUGGUUACCGUGUUGGUGUUAUAAUUAUUAUUGUCAGUAAGUAAGUAUAUUAAUAAUAUUAUUAUUGUUAUUGUUGUUAAUAAUAAUAUUUGUGUGGCUGCAUUUUGUGUUAUUAUGUCUGUUUUAAUUAUUUUAAUUUUUUAAAAAGAACAUUUUUUGCACUAUAGCGACACUCAUGCUCAGAUUAGCCGGACUGAAGAGAGCGGACAGACCGGAGCUUCCUGUUCACGGCGGGCUCACGGGUUUCCUGACCUUUCCUCUGAGCUCCAAUAACAGUUGAACAAGCCUCGGUCAACUUCCUCCUUUCCUGUACUUAGAUAUGCUACGUGCUAGGCUAAUCUAUGUUCAAAAGACAUUUUGAAGAUGGCUAGAAGAUAAAAGAGACAUUUAUGUAGUCACAUCUUAAGACAGCAAAAACUUAGCCAACAAGCUAGCUAAUUUACAUCCACUGUUAGCUAGGUAAUUAGCUAUGUUGCUAGUUAGCAUUUCCGGGCACUAAUGAAAUACACAAAUGAAAACGUAGUUAUAGUAAAUAUUUUAUUCCAUUUCUUCAAUUAGAUCCUCCUCAAUGUUACACUCAGGACCUUUAAGAUGUAUUUAUACAUUUUUUAAAAAAUACUAUUGUCUUUUCAACAUGAACAAGCCUAGCAAAAGGGGCGGAGCUUAGUCUGGGUCAAAAAUCCAAAAGCAGGUGGACACGGUGGUACGGAGUAUCUCGUACUCAUUUGUAAGUAUUAGGGCUGUAGCCAGGACUUUUGAAAAACUAAUAAAGUCUAUAAAAUGACUGAAAGUAACGAUUUGGAUUUUUUGUUUUCUUUUUUAAAUGUGUUAACUGUUACGUUACAUUGUAACAGACAUUUUAUGUCCAACAUAGAGGCCCAUAUGUUCCCCAUACUGCCAGAAAAUAAAAAUCUGAUAAGCAGAAAAACUUUUAUUUAUUUAUUUAUUUAUUUUUGUUGCCAUUAAAGUAUUCAAAUUUCUAGUAUAUUUAGUCCAAAACUCCCAGUCAGUCCCACCAUGUGUAAACUCUCCCCAUGGUCCCAUAAAAACACAGCGCAGUUGAUCUGAAUGGAUCCUACAGCGCUGCCUCAAGUCCUUUGAAUAAAAUCUCCACCAAAACUCACAUUAGAAGAAGUGGAGACGGAUAUUUACUUUGUAUUUCUAGAGAGAAGUUGGCGGUUCUCCCAUUAACUUCAAUGCAGUUGCAGUUUUUAAUUAACUUUAAUUGCCACAGCUAGUGGCAAUUAAAGGAACUGCAGGUAGAGAAACGUCAUCUGUGGAGGCCUCUGAUUGGAUAAACCAAGAGCUAACACGUAGGUGAUACCUAGCGCCAGUCAGUUAGCACCCAACGCUAGCAACUAUACAUGAAACACGGAGCGAUGAAGUAAUAAUCCCGCUGGAAACUGCCACAGCGCUUCGGGAACUUCCUGUCUGUCCGGUCACAUGCUACGAGAAAGUGGAGGAUGAAAAGCACUUAGAAGAAGAAAAAUUUAGAUUUGGUUCGUAAAUAAAAUUCUAAUCUCAUUAAGUUAAAACGCAAAAAUACAACAAGAGAUGUCAGUUUAACGGCAGUCAUCUUAUGUCCUUUCUGUUAGCGUAAAUAUUCGGUGACAGCUAGCCAACCCCUAAAACAAACCCCUUAAAAUCACUUCUAUUUUUGUCUCUGGUGGAUGUUUACAGUACAUUAAGGUGAUUAGCAUUAUUAGCCAAGAAUCAUUAUACACACAAAAAAAGAGAAAGAUUUAGCGUUUGUAUCGAGGGAUUCAUGCACGAUUUUAAUGUCUUUUGUGGAUGUUUUUAAUCUGUUAUGAAUGUGACACUUUAUUUAAAACAUUUGUUAAAGUAUCUCCUGUAGAAAAAUUUGCACUUUGGAUAAACUGAAGUCGUAUUUUCACACGAAUAAACAUUAAUAACAAUGUAAACCUCCACAGAGCCUCCAUAAAUCAACCAAUAAAUCCUGUAAAGCUGUUUUGUGAAAUUCAUAAUAAAUAAGUGAUUAAAGUGAUACCAGACACACAGAGGGUUAACAUUGUGUUCUUUCAUUGUCACACCAGGGUUCGCAGUUAAAUACGAGGAUUCCUGCACAUUGAGUUUAAAAAGAGAAAACGUUUUUUUGUUUUUGUCCCGUUUUAGUUUGCUUUAGAACACCAAAGAGUCGAGUUUGUGCACUUGUUUGAGUGAGAAAAACUGUUAAAGUUACAUUCAAUGAUGCUGAAAAAGAAAUAGUUCAUUUACAACCUGAUUUAUGUGUGAGAGACAAAAAACAAAAAAAUACAGAAAAUGUAAAAUUGUGUCGAACUGCGUCUCAAAAGUUGCUUUCAUGAAGAGUUUUAUUCAAGCUUUAUAGUUUCAGAUUCAUUUAGAUUUUUUUAUUGAGUUGUGAUGUUUUUACUUUGUUUCUCUUUCUACCUGCACACCAAGAACUCAGUUUCCCACCAUUCUUUACAUUAAAAUAAACUGAAAAAGACAAUCCACAGUCGCCUUGUUCUGUUUUUUGGGAGAAAAACAAUCAGAUUUCAGAGUGUUUCUGUGUUGUGUGUGUUUAUAUUAGUAUUGUCGACUUGUUCACCAAAUGUUUUGGAGUGUUGGUCCCCUUUUUAACAAAGUCACGCGUGUUUUUAGUUUCUCUUUUUGUUGGUGGACCUUCUUCUUCUGGACUUUUAGGGACACGGUCCAUCCUGUGUGUACAUGGACGCGUACAAAAUGUCUGCAGAUUUAAAAAAAAAGCCUCAAAAAGAAGCAAAACAAAAGGAGAAAAAAAAGGUAUAAAAGAAGUGGUUGUAUUUUGUUCAGAUUUUGUUCUUUUGAUCGAGACAAAAAAUACUGACACUGAACGAAGUGGACAAAGAAUAAAAAGUCUAUUUUUUAUUCUGUAUAUAUGGAAAUCAAGAUUCCAGUAUGUUGCAUUGCUUUGUUGUACAAAUCAAAUGUGCUUGUGGCAUUUUUCUAAUCUAAUUUAUUUUACAGUAUUGUUCUGUUUUUUUGUUUUCUGCUUCACCAUUAAAGUUUAAAGGAUGUACACAAAUGAAA
Molecule: messenger RNA, 5789 nt
Organism: Dicentrarchus labrax (European seabass)
Lineage: Eukaryota; Metazoa; Chordata; Actinopteri; Moronidae
Gene: inhbaa
Product: inhibin subunit beta Aa
Exons: 2
Coding region: 798-2183 (461 amino acids)
Biological process (GO): BMP signaling pathway; SMAD protein signal transduction
Cellular component (GO): extracellular region
Molecular function (GO): cytokine activity; growth factor activity
Source: RefSeq, a predicted model, not a curated record